AUGUAUUAUGAAUCUCAUCCGGAUCCAACAACUUCCUCUGAUGGACCUGCGGGAAAAAGACUAUUUAUAUAUUGUAAAAAGAAUGGAACCAUACUUCGUGUUCCUGGUGAAACUUCUGAGUAG
This is a messenger RNA of Acaulospora morrowiae, 123 nucleotides long. NCBI's taxonomy places the organism in Eukaryota, Fungi, Glomeromycota, Glomeromycetes, Diversisporales, Acaulosporaceae. The record is from the annotation of a GenBank genome assembly.